Molecule: messenger RNA, 6268 nt
Organism: Acanthochromis polyacanthus (spiny chromis)
Lineage: Eukaryota; Metazoa; Chordata; Actinopteri; Pomacentridae
Gene: tbc1d22b
Product: TBC1 domain family, member 22B
Exons: 14
Coding region: 252-1811 (519 amino acids)
Biological process (GO): activation of GTPase activity
Molecular function (GO): GTPase activator activity
Source: RefSeq, a predicted model, not a curated record
CCGCCGCCAAUCACACGCUGCGGUCGGUGCGCUCCAAGAUGGCGGCUUCCAGGGAUCCGUAUCGCACAUCAGCGCGUUCCAGAGCCGAGUAUCUCAACCUUCCGACGGUUUAAACUCCCGGCGAAGCGGCCCAGGAACAACCGAGCGGGCUUGAUUUGUCGCCGGUGAAACGCGGAAGCGGUUCCUCCCGCCUUCCAUGGUUGGUUCGUGCGAGGAGCCGGUAAUGGUGUAGGGGGUUGUGUUAUCCGAGUAUGGCCACCGACAACCGGAUCAAUUUUUGGAGGAGAAACGUAAAGGUUCCCGGAAGCGUACAACCAGUUUAUGGAGCACAGCAUCCGCCUCUCGACCCUCGAUUUCGACGCACGUAUCCCAAAGACACAAAGCCCAAGUUCAACAACCUGAAGUCUAAAAAGGCGUCUAGCUUCCACGAGUUUGCUCGCAGCACCAACGACGCCUGGGACAUCGACGAUGAGGAGGACGAAGACUUCCUCAGGAAUCCCUCCCCGACUCCAUCAGGCCUGCACUCGUCCACACAGAACCAGCAGCAGCAAAACGAAGCAGGCGACGCAGAAUCUGCUGUAUCACGUGGACUUUCAUCACCCGUGACACAAGCUGAAAACCUCCAAAACGUGCAGGAGGAGGAGGAGGAGGAGGAUGCAGAGUGUGAGCACAUCAACGGGAAGGUUAUCAAAUCAAGCAGUGACGCGCACCUCCGCACGUCCUCAGUUCACUCCUCGUUGCAGAAGCAGCAGUCUCUCCCAGUCCGUCCCAUCAUCCCGCUGGUGGCUCGUAUCUCGGACCAGAACGCCUCUGGAGCUCCACCCAUGACGGUGCGCGAGAAAAGCCGGCUGGACAAAUUCAGGCAGCUGCUGGCCAGUCCCAACACUGACCUCGAAGAACUCCGGAAACACAGCUGGUCGGGGAUACCGAGAGAAGUCAGGCCGAUCACGUGGAGACUUCUGUCUGGCUACCUGCCGGCCAACAAAGAGCGCCGAGAGCUGGUGUUAAAAAGAAAGCGAGACGAGUAUUUCGGGUUCAUAGAGCAGUAUUACCACUCCAGAACAGAUGAGCACUAUAAAGACACGUACAGACAGAUUCACAUCGACAUUCCAAGAACCAACCCUCUGAUUCCCUUGUUCCAGCAGCCGGCAGUACAAGAGGUGUUUGAGCGGAUUCUCUUUAUCUGGGCCAUCCGUCACCCAGCCAGUGGUUACGUCCAGGGAAUCAAUGAUCUGGUCACACCGUUUUUCGUCGUCUUCCUGUCUGAGUUUGUCACGGAGGAUGUGGAAAACUUCGAGGUGGCAGCGCUGCCUCUGGACACCCAGAGAAACAUUGAAGCCGACAGCUUCUGGUGCAUGAGCAAGCUGCUGGACGGAAUUCAGGACAACUACACCUUUGCUCAGCCUGGAAUUCAGAACAAAGUGAAAGCUUUAGAGGAGCUGGUCAGCAGGAUAGAUGAGGAUAUUCACAAUCAUUUCAAGAGGUAUGAAGUGGAGUACCUGCAGUUCGCCUUCCGGUGGAUGAACAAUCUUCUGAUGAGGGAGCUGCCGCUUCGUUGCACUAUUCGUCUCUGGGACACCUACCAGGCUGAAGCUGAGGGAUUCUCCCACUUCCACCUGUACGUCUGUGCUGCUUUCCUCAUAGAAUGGCGCAAAGAAAUCCUGUCCAUGAUCGACUUUCAGGGCCUCCUCAUGCUACUGCAGAACCUUCCCACGAUCCACUGGGGCAACGAGGAAGUGGGUCUCCUCCUGGCUGAAGCUUAUAGACUCAAGUACAUGUUUGCGGACGCACCGAGCCACUACAAGAGGUAGAGCUGAGGCCCAACGCUGUAUUGUUAAACAUUUAAACUUAGACUGGAAGAAACCACAACGUCCGAGACUGUCGAAUUUCUGCUGUGAAAAUGAAGUCCAGUGAGUGGAUUUUGGCUUCGUGGUUCGACCUGCAGAGCUCAGUGAUUCUGGGACUCUGUACUAAAGGACUGUUGCAGUAUAACUAACCAUAGCUGCACCAUCUUGGUUCACUUAUGCUGUCUUUAAACAUCCACGCUGUGAUACGAAACGGGAUGAUGAAUGUUUGUGAGAUCAUCCUUUUAGUGAACUAUGGAACCUACAGAUUAUAUUUUUUUGCAGAUUUGUUUUAGCAGCUGUCUUACAAGGGAAAUAAUAUUAGAUAAUGAAAACCAGGCAACUAUAAUACUUUUUUUCCCUUUAAAAACUAGUCUGACACUGUUAAAAUAACGUCAGCUUUAGUCCUCUCCCCGUUGUUUCGGUUUAAAGAGCUGAUUUGUGAGUAGAAUUACAGUUUAGUUCAGGCUCAGUGAAUCUGCACUGUACAAUCAGCUCCUUAAAGCCCGUAGUUUCAGGUUUAACUGGUGACUGUGGGUUGUAUUUAGAUCUAAGAGUAGCAAAUAGUCGGUACUGUGAUUCAUUUCAGCUUGUGUUUAAUAUUGAAGGUGGAGGAGCCGAUUCCUUCUUUGGCGUUUUUUAAAUCACUCUGAAAUGCGGACGGGUGACAGAUUAAAGGAAAAACCAAGAUUAAGUUGUUGACAAGGCACACAACGGCCUCAGUGCUCUUCGGCAUUAAUUCUUCAGAUCUCUGGAACUUGAAAUGCCAUUUGUUCAACAGAUUUUCCCUCAUUUGGUGUUUGGUGAUGAUGAUGGUCCAAAGUCUUCCAUAAAUCUUCAGUUGGACUGAGAUUUGUGAAGACUACAGCAUAAAAUUCACGUCGUUUUCAUUAUUCAUCGUGCCCUGAAGAUGGAGAUGAUGUCGUUGUAGAAGAGACAACGUAAAUGUCGAAACAACUUCAUAUUAAUGUGCAGCAACUCUUCCCUCUAAACGGGACAAAGCUGACCUUUAUUCUCUGGAGACAUUUCAUCUUUAGCAAUCAAAAACAACAGUUCAACUAGAAAGUCCCUGAAACUCCCGACACAGAUAGUAGUAGAUACUCCAAAACCAUCAAUAAUCCAAGAUGAAUGAUUGUAACUGAUAGAAAGAUCCUGAGGACGAAGAACACUGGAAACAGAAAGGAUAUUUUUGCCCAUAAUAUCAAAUCUUUUUGCGCAGUUGCUUCAGAUCUUUUGUCAACAAACGAGAUCUUGAUAAAGUCUCUUCUGAGUAAUUUUGGACCCAAACCUCACCAACAAAAUGCUCCCUACAGCUCAAACAGAACCCCUUAAAGUUGAGGUAAACCUCCACUCAAUCUUUGCAGGCUUAAUCGAUGUCGCCUCCCACAAUUUUUGAGUUUGUGAGGCUUUGAAAUGGUACAAAAUAUGCAUCAACAUUUAAAAAAAAGGUGUAUUUGGACUAAAGACAGAAGGGAUGCCAAUUGUUGCUGGUCAAGAAAGGCAGAUAACUGAUAUUUGGAACUGAUAAAUGUAAUGUUUUAGCAGUGUAUGAUGGCAGAGAACCUGCAUAUAUUGUCCAUAAUAAUAGAAUCAGGAGCAAUUAAAUUAGGAUGCUCUUGACUCAGUUUGUCUCCUGCUGUUCUUCUCUAUUUUCUUAAUAUUACAUUGUUCUGUCACUUUUAUUAUCCACUAAGUUCCAGAUCUUGAAUUAGUUGUUGUUUUCCAGACUCCGUUUAAGGUUAAUCUGCCUUCUAACUGAGCCGCUAGCCACUAGCGUAGCUUUAGCCGCUUAGAGAGACGCUAACUUCCCAGUUUGGGUUUCUUGCUCAGACAUUUCUGAGACCACAGAGUGACAACGGACAGAGAGAAGAGGCUGCAUCAGACCUGAAAUAGAGCAUUUAAUCUAACAGUAAUCGGCCAAUAAAAAUACAGAGUCCGAUAAUCAGGACAAUGCAGUUUGUGAUUCGAUCAGCUGCUCAGUUAAUCAUCUCCAUUUGUGGCAUUUCAGUGUUAAAACGUCUGAGCAAACCACUAAAGGUCAGUGAAGUAAACCUGUUAGACUGAAAAUACAAACAACUAACAAACAAAACCUCCAAUACUCAAAAAAACACAACAGCCAGCAGCUCUUUUCCACAUUUUUCCACGUUUCACAGAGAAUAAGUGUUAAUGACUUCAUUCCUACCUUCCUGUGCAGCAACUUCUGUUGUUUAUUUGGUUUUUUCCUUUAAUUCGUCACCCUGCGUCUCUGUUAACAUUUGAAUUUUAGACGUCGUAGUCGGUGUUGCUUUUUAAUUCCACACGUCAGCUGACCUGGGUCAAAUUUAAUAAUGUAGCUCGUCUAAAUUAUACCAUGUUGUAAAGCAGGGGUGUCAAACUUAUCUUAGUUCAGACAUUCAGCUCAAUUUGAUCGCAAGUGACCAGUAAAAUUACAACAUAAUACCCUUUACAUUACCACAACUCCACAUUUGUAUUUGUUUUAGUGCAAAAAUGUUCACGUUUAAGGAAUUAUCUUUUUACAAAACAUUAUGAACUGAAAUUUUUUAUCAGAAAUAUAAGUUCAAUUUCGGCAGUAUUAUCCCUCAGUUUAUCGUUUGCAAAUUACAACUUACAGAUCAUAGUGUCUAGAAUAGAAUAGAAUAUGCUUUAUUGUCAUACAGUGUAAACGAAAUUCUUCUCCUUUUCAGUGCAAGAAAAUCUUAAAUAGUGCAAAACACUAUUUACAAAUAUACAUUAUAUAUAAAGUGUACAAAGGCACAAAACAUUUAGUCACAGGUAUCAGGAACUGAAUGAUUGAGUAAUUUAUGAUUAAAACGGCAAAAGUCAGAUAAAAAAAUGAUAGUAACACAAACAAGACCAAAUAUUAGAAAAUGAGACACAAAAUGACAAAAACGAGAAACAAAAUGACAAAAAAAUGAGACGAACGAUACGAAACAAAAUAAAAAAGAGACUAAAAAAAUUUACAAAUGACAAAAAUGAGACAAAAAAUACAUAAAUGAGACAAAAAAUGACAAGCGAGAAACAAAACAGCAAAAAAAAAUAAACAAGCAAGACAAAAACACAAAAUGACAAAAACUAAGCUCAAAACAGCGAAUAAAUCAAAACACAAAAUGAGAAAAAUAAGACAAAAACGCAAGGGAGACGAAAACAAAUAAAGAAAAACAUAAAACAACAAAAACAGACAAAAUGUUACUAAAACGAGACGCAAAAUGACAAAAGAACAAUGAGCAGUCUAGUGUUUUAUUUUAUCAUCAAAACAACUUGUCAUGAUCUACAAAUUAUUCUAAAGUUAUAGUUUUAAAAAUUUACAAUUUGCACUAAAUGUCUUUGUAAUUUUUACAAACUCGUCCCGCGGGCCAGAGUGGACCCUCUGGAGGGCUGGUUUUAGUCUGCGGGCCGCAUGUUUGACACCCCUGCUUUAGACGAUUGAACCACAGCUGUAGUUUGUUUUGACCUUAUUAUCAUCUAAAAGCCAUUUUAUUCGACAUAUGCAGUCGCUGUGAUAACCACGUAGAAUAAAAAGAAGUGGAAAAUGUGGGAUGGCCUCAGUCAAACAGGAUAAUUCCUUCAGCAGAUGUGAUUAAAUGAAGCCUGUUGGAAGUGAACGGUCGCUACAUGAUGAUGCCUUUUGUUACGAGCAUUAACGCUUGUACUUUAUAUUUGUUUCAUGUUAGUUUGCUGUUGUAUCUGUGGUAUUGUCCGGGUUUAUUUUCACUUCAGUGUUGCUGUUUUUCUUUUCUUUUGUUUUUUUAAAUAUUCUCUCACCUACCUUCAUUGCCAGUGAUAAUUAAAAGCACAGCGUGUGUUUGGAGGAUGUGACAAUCGUUAUCCUUUUAAAGUUUCAUUUUUGGAACUGUUAGAUGCAGGUUUUCAGUUUUGCUCGUGUGAAAAUGUGACCGUUUUUGAAGGAAACGCUUCGUUUGGCUGCAGAAAAACUGGAUCUGAACCUGAAUUUUGAGCUUCUUAACAGCUUUAUAUUCUGUGGUACUUAAACUGGGUCAGUAAAGUAACUUAUCUUUCAUUUAACAGUUUUUGACUUAUUCAUGGUCAGUUUUUGAUAAUCUUGCAUUCUUGAGUCUUCAGCAGCCACUUUUGAAUGUUUUUAGCCUCAGACUCCUUCAUCCAGGUGAGACGUCUGAUUGUGUUUUUACCACCACGAUGGUAUUGAUCACUCCAUGCUGUUGUUUUUAUUUUAUUUUUCAUGUAAAGUUUGUGUGUUCUCUGAAAUGUUCAUAACUAAAGGCUGAUUUGUUUCACGAGUGUUUUAACGACAUGCCAAACCUUUAACAGGCCAAUACAAUCUGUUCUGUAGAGAGCUGCAGUAGUCGGCGCCGGCUUCAGCCUUAAACGAGGAAUUAUUAAAUUAUUACAGUACCUGCUGUAUAUUCACCUUUUUUGGUUUAUAUUAAACGGAUUGUUAUUCUUCA